Messenger RNA from Emiliania huxleyi CCMP1516, 498 nucleotides. RefSeq lists its product as hypothetical. Gene Ontology annotation, biological process: protein phosphorylation; intracellular signal transduction. The annotation marks the transcript as partial. The transcript has a single exon. Gene Ontology annotation, molecular function: ATP binding; protein serine/threonine kinase activity. The record is from RefSeq and is a predicted model, not a curated record. Lineage: Eukaryota; Haptophyta; Isochrysidales; Noelaerhabdaceae. Gene Ontology annotation, cellular component: cytoplasm.
CAGAGGGAGGCAUCCAUCAUGAGGCUGCUGGGCCACAGGAACGUGACGAAGCUGUUCGAAAUCAUCGACGAGCCGGGCCACGACGAGGUGUACUUGGUGAUGGAGCUCGUCGAGGGCACUGAUUUGGGGGAGCCGGUUCGGCGGCGGCAAGCCGUGCCCGAUUCUGAGCUGAGGGCGUGGAUGCGCGACAUCGUCCUCGGCUUGGAGCACCUCCACCUGCACGGCGUCUGCCACCGCGACCUCAAGCCGGAGAACAUGCUUCGCGACUCGCGCAGCGGGCUGGUCAAGCUCGCUGAUUUUGGAGCAUCGCUGCUGGUCAGCGUGGGCAAGAGGCUGGGCGGAGAUUUCAUCACCGCGUCGGGGGGCACGCCGGCGUUCUUUGCGCCCGAGAUGUGCCGCACGGGAGCGAUCAGCCAAGGCGGCUACUCGGGCCGCGCUGCGGACCUGUGGGCGUUGGGGGUGAGCAUGUACCUGUGGGUCUUCCACGCGCCGCCCUAC